AUGUCAAGAAACGUUGCAACACAAAGAAAAUCUAAAGCACCGCCUCCUCCAUCUGAAACAAAACCGACUGCAGUUUCUCCAUUUGAUGACACUGAAUCAGCCAACUUCAUCAUGGAACAGAAGGAGAAUGUAAUCGAUAAAGAUAUUGAACUAUCGGUGGUCCUGCCAGGGGAUGUGAUCAAAUACACCACAGUUAAUGGGAGGCGACCCAUGAUGGACUUGCUGAUCUUUCUCUGUGCACAGUAUCAUUUAAAUCCAUCAAGUUACACUAUAGAGUUGGUAUCAGCAGAAAAUAGCCAAAUUAAGUUUAAACCAAACACACCAGUUGGAAUGCUUGAAGUGGAAAAGGUGAUUGUAAAGCCAAAACACAUGGAUAAGAAGAAACCUGCUCCGGUUAUACCAGAGCAAACAGUAAGGGUAGUGAUAAACUACAAGAAGACACAGAAGACAGUAGUGAGAGUUAGUCCACAUUCACCCCUUCAAGAACUCAUACCAAUUAUCUGUAGCAAAUGUGAGUUUGAUCCUUCACACACUCUGCUGUUGAAGAAUUACCAGUCUCAAGAACCCCUUGACGUGACAAAAUCUCUUAAUGACCUUGGACUGAGAGAACUAUAUGCCAUGGAUAUUAGUCGAGCCACAUCACCAGUUGAUUUAAAUUUACCAUCUUUGCAAGACUCCUACCAAUCUGAAAACUUAGAUGUUUUGAAGGAGAAAGAAAACAAAGGAUUUUUCAGCUUUUUUCAGCGAAACAAGAAGAAAAGAGAACAAGCUGCCAGUGCCCCAGCAACUCCCCUGAUGAGCAAGCCAAGGCCAACAUUUAUCACGAGAUCGAACACUGUUAGCAAGCAGUACGAUUCCAGCACUCUGCCAUCUGAAAUGCCGAAGAAACGGAGAGCUCCUCUACCGCCUUUGCCAAGCUCUCAGAGUGCUCCCCAGGAGCUCGCACAGACCCAGGCUGGACCAGCGUCUGGCUUGGUGAAAUCUAACAGCCUUGACAGGGAUGAGCAGGCCCCUCUGGGAUUAGUCCGGAAGGGUUCGCUGCCCCUCAGUGACACCGCUUCCGUGAACUCCUCUCUACGGAGGAUGAAGCGCAAAGCGCCCUCACCACCCUCCAGAGCACCAGAAGAUCAAAGCGAAAGCCGGAAUGAGACUGUAACAGAGUCAACAGAAUCAGCCUCUACGAAAGUGGAAGGAAGAUCCACCGAAAUGCAGUCUGAAACAGGUGUAAGGAGCUCAGAAUACAACCUGGAAGAAAUUGAUGAAAGGGAAGAGAUGAGUGUGCAACAGAGAGAGCACAGGGAAAGUCCAAAUACGUCUCCUGGGAUAGGAGAAGCUACUGCAGCCUUCAGCUCUGCUGAGGUACCACUGGAAACUGAAAAAAAUGCUCCUGCUUCAUCAGCUCCUGGCAGUGCUUCUGUAGACAACUCGCAAAGCUUCAAGGAGGAAAAACAAGAAAAUACGAGCACAGAUGGCAAGGGACUACAGGCUAAGAUAAGUGGUGAGCAAGUUGCAUUUGAAAAAGACCGGAAGCUUAGAAUUUUGGAUCAAAAUAAAACCGAUGAUCACAGUGAUACAAAACUCCUUCCAACAACAGAAGUGAAAGAACUUCAGACAGCUGAAAUGCAAACAGUAGAUUUUAGAGAAAAUAACAAGCUUGAAGCUGACAGACUAUCAAACUGCCAGGCAUGUAAAAACGACAUCUCUACAAGUCAUAGGAAUUAUCCUCAACUGAUUCCAGAAAAGCAAGAUCAAAAACCAAAUCAAACUACCUUGGACACAGUGAAAACUCAGGAUGUUGCGAUCCAGACAGGCCCAUCAGAUAGCAAUUUGGGAAGGACUGUAGAGAGAGAAAUUCCUCUUCGUCGGGAUUGUGACUCAUCCACAUUCAGAGGACUGGUCCCUCAGCACAACACAGAUACAAACAACCCCCUUCUUCAGGUGAUGCAUGGAAUACAAGAGGAUAAAGAUACUUCAACAGAACAGAAUCUUGAGAAACAAGAAGUUGCCCUUGAAAAAAUAAUUCCCGUAAAAGAUCAGAGUUACAUUUGUAUAAAUGGCAGUAAUUCUGCUUCGCCAGAAACAACUGCAAAAGCUCCAGAUGGCUCUCCCAUAAAAAAUCAACCUUUUUACAGACAGGACACCAAACCUAAACCCAAGCCUGCUAAUGAAAUUACAAGGGAUUACAUACCAAAAAUUGGAAUGACGACUUACACAAUAGUGCCUCCAAAAUCCUUAGAGAUAAUGAAGAACUGGGAAUCAGCAGUUCCAUCAGAUCAUAAAGAUCAAGAGAUGUCUGUUUUGGAAAACUCUCUGAAACAUGAACACCCCAAAGAAUUCAUAGUGCAAGCUGAAAUUCCUCAUCUUCCAAAAAGCGAGGGUCAUUUACAGGUUGGUUCACACAAUGAACCGGCAGCGGCAGAUGAUCUGCUGCACAGAGCGAAUAGUGUUUCUGAACGUGUUGCGUCAUCUGGAGCUGAGAUUACUGCUGAGAGCAGGUGGACGGAAACAGAGUCUUCCAAACAGCGUGUCCCGCUGAUGCUAAGCUUGGAUAAUACAAAUGCUUCUUCCGAGACUCAGGACAAGUCAAAUGCAUUAAGUCCUACAAUGAAGCCUAGUUCUUUUUAUCUACAAAUGCAACGAAGAGCUUCCAGCCAUUAUGUGACCUCUGCAAUUGCCAGAAGUACUGUUUGUGCUCCUAAUUCCAUUCAAAAUGAUGCUAAGAAUACAGAGAUGGAAAAAAAGGUCUUGCCACUUGAUCCAACUUUACAUAAAACCAACACUUUCUCUUCUCCAGCAGAUGAAGAAAAAGUCGAUGAUGGGAAAAAAAUGGAAUCCUCCACGGAAUCCUCCACUUCUCCUGUUAAAAGCAAUAAACCUUCAAGUUUUCCCUCCUGUCCACCAGCACCGUUGAACCUAAGAACUCUAAGAACUUUUGCGGUUCCAAAGCCGUACUCCAGUUCGAGACCAUCCCCUUUUGCUCUUGCCGUCUCCUCUGCAGUCAAAAGGUCACAGUCAUUCAACAAGACACGUACAAUCACUAGCCAGGCACCGAGAGAGGAAUUGCCUGUUGAACUCUCCUCUGCCACUUCGGCACUUGAAUUCUCCUCAGCUGCCUCUGUGCCUCAAGUGAAAAGCCCUUCCUUACAGACAGUAACAGGGAGGUCAGAAAAUAGUCUAAUGGAUAAGAAAGGCAGCAAUGUGAAUAGCGAGCAGAAGAGUCAGGCGCAGUCAGGUGCUUCCACUGACCACCUACCCCCUGUCACUAAGAAACCAACAGUGAUGACGUUCCAGCGCCCGGACCCAGAACAGAUCCACCAGAGCCUGCUGGCUGCAAUCCGCUCGGGAGAAGCUGCUGCCAAAUUGAAAAGGGUUGGUCCUCCAUCAAACACCAUGUCUGUCAAUGGAAGAGCCAGGCUUACGCAUCUUUAUUCCACAGAAGCAAAAGCUGAUCAUUAGAUAUUAAACCAAAUAUUUUGC
Molecule: messenger RNA, 3477 nt
Organism: Apaloderma vittatum (bar-tailed trogon)
Lineage: Eukaryota; Metazoa; Chordata; Aves; Trogoniformes; Trogonidae
Gene: COBLL1
Product: cordon-bleu WH2 repeat protein-like 1
Exons: 14
Coding region: 1-3456 (1151 amino acids)
Molecular function (GO): actin monomer binding
Source: RefSeq, a predicted model, not a curated record